AUGCAUCUGGGCCACGGCAACCAGUCCUUCACCACCGAGUUUGUCUUCCGCCCCUUUUCGUCCGUGCCUACGACACAGCAGCUCCUCUUCGUGCUCUUCCUCCUGCUCUACCUGACCAUCAUCAUCAGCAACGCCUCCAUCCUCUGGGUGGUCUGCACCGACCACACCCUCCACUCCCCCAUGUACUGCUUUCUGGGCAGCCUCUCGGGGCUGGAGGUGUGCUACACCACUGUGGUAGUGCCCCAGAUGCUGGUCAGUGUCUGGGAUGCCCACACCACCAUCCCUGUGGCCAGCUGCGGGGCCCAGAUGUUCUUCUUUGUGGCACUCGGCAGUGCUGACUGCUUCCUGCUGGCAGUCAUGGCCUACGACCGGUACGUGGCCAUCCGGCACCCGCUGCGCUACGCCCUCAUCAUGACACGACAGCUCUGCCGGCGGCUGGUGGUCGCCUCACUGUUCCUCGGGGGGCUGCUCUCACUGGAGCUGACGGCCCUGGUCUUUGCCCUGCCCUUCUGCAGUCGCCGGAUCAACCACUUCCUGUGCGAUGUGCCGCCCGUGCUGCGUCUGGCCUGCGGCGACACGCGCCUCCAUCAGACUGUGCUGUUCAGCGUGGGCGUGGCUGUGCUGGCCAUCCCCUUCCUCCUGAUUUGCCUCUCCUACGCCCUCAUCACGGCUGCCGUGCUGCGCAUCCGCUCGGCCGAGGGCCGGCGCCGCGCCUUCCACACCUGCUCCUCCCACCUGACGGUGGUGCUGCUGCAGUACGGCUGCUGCGGCCUGGUCUACCUGCGCCCCAAGGCCGACUCAACAGAGGACGAGGACCGACAGGUCGCUCUGAUCUACACCUUUGUCACGCCACUGCUCAACCCCCUCAUCUACAGCCUGAGGAACAAGGACGUCAAGCAGGCCCUGAGCAGAGCCGUGAGGCGGGCAUUGGCAUCCCAUCCUCAGUGA
Molecule: messenger RNA, 948 nt
Organism: Emys orbicularis (European pond turtle)
Lineage: Eukaryota; Metazoa; Chordata; Testudines; Emydidae
Product: olfactory receptor 10Q1-like
Exons: 1
Coding region: 1-948 (315 amino acids)
Biological process (GO): G protein-coupled receptor signaling pathway
Cellular component (GO): membrane
Molecular function (GO): olfactory receptor activity; G protein-coupled receptor activity
Source: RefSeq, a predicted model, not a curated record